UCAUAAAUCCUAAUCACAUGUAGUUUGAAUUUAAACACAAUCACUUCUCUCUUUAAAAUGAAGGUAGAAGAGCAAGCGAAGGGAACUCAAAAACCAAAACUUUGGGUUUAAAGGCUACAAAAAUAAAGUUUCCAGACACCCUCUGUUGUUUAAACUCCAAAGAUCUUGUUUGUUUGAGCCAUAAACCCAAACCACUCAGAGAGGGAAGAAGAUUCCAUUCUUCAUUUUUUUUUCUUUAUACGUGUCUGCCUCUGAAAAAUUCAUUCUUUCUUCGCUCUAUAACUUCCACCUCUGUUUUCGAUCAACAUCACCAAACUCCACGCACUUGGGGUGUUUUUUUUCUCUGCUUUUUAUCAUAAAGCUUCCAUUUUUGCUCAGAUCUUCCUCUUGGUCUUCUUGUUCCUGGGUUUUUAUUAUUUUAGUUUAACAAGCAUAUCUGUUUCUUAUACGGAGGAUACCUGCCAAUUGAUAAGUAGUGAAGAAUAGCCACUGCAUAUAGUUUUAUGAACAUACAGUCACAGAAGUUGCAAAAUAAAUGGGGAUCGUCACUCGCAGGUCUAAUCAUUGUUCUGUUGGUAGAAAACCAAGUGAAAUUAUGAGGAUUUUUGUGACAGCUUUUAUUGGUUUAGUUUUUGGAUUCUUUAUAGGAGUAUCGUUUCCAACAUUGUCAAUAACAAAGUUGAAUCUCCCAUCUGGCCUCCUUCCCUCCAUUGAUCUUUCUUACAUUGAAGGCAAAUAUACAGGUCGCCAGGCUUGGUCUUUUAUGAAUAGUAGUAACAGAAGAAGUUCACCACAUGUUCAAUUAUCAAAUGAUACAUCAAAGAUUUGGGUUCCAUCAAAUCCUAGAGGUGCAGAAAGAUUACCUCCUGGCAUUGUUGAAGCUGAGUCGGACUUUUAUUUGCGUAGAUUGUGGGGUAAGCCCAGUGAGGAUCUAACGUCCAAACCAAAUUACCUUGUAACCUUCACUGUUGGGUAUGAUCAGAAAAGCAAUAUAGAUGCAGCUGUUAAAAAGUUUUCAGGGAACUUCACGAUCCUUCUGUUUCAUUAUGAUGGCCGAACCACUGAAUGGGAUGAGUUUGAAUGGUCAAAGCGGGCGAUUCAUGUGAGUGCUCGCAAACAGACCAAAUGGUGGUAUGCCAAGCGGUUUCUGCAUCCUGACAUUGUGGCACCUUAUGACUAUAUAUUCAUAUGGGAUGAAGACCUGGGUGUUGAGCAUUUUAAUGCUGAAGAGUACAUAAAACUGGUGAGGAAGCAUGGCUUGGAGAUUUCUCAGCCUGGCUUGGAACCUAAUAAAGGAUUGACAUGGCAAAUGACGAAAAGAAGAGGUGAUCGUGAAGUUCACAAGGUGACAGAGGAAAAACCAGGAUGGUGUUCUGACCCUCAUUUACCUCCUUGCGCAGCGUUUGUUGAGAUCAUGGCUCCAGUGUUCUCCCGAGAUGCAUGGCGCUGCGUAUGGCAUUUGAUUCAGAAUGACUUGGUCCAUGGGUGGGGUCUUGAUUUUGCUCUUAGAAGAUGUGUUGAGCCCGCGCACGAAAAGAUUGGAGUUGUUGAUUCUCAGUGGAUAGUUCACCAAGGUGUUCCCUCACUAGGGAAUCAGGGUGAAUCUCAAACAGGGAAAGCGCCAUGGCAGGGGGUGAGGGAGAGGUGUAGAAAAGAGUGGACAAUGUUCCAGAGUCGGUUAGCAAUUGCGGAAAGCGCGUAUUACAAGUCCAUUGGAGCUGAUAUAUCUAAUUCCACUGCUCAUUAACGACCAAACUUGACUAGUACACACAUAUCUUUACCACCCUUAUUUGUAGAUUUUCCCUUAGAAAAAGAAAAUAUAUUACUGUAUAACGUUACGUACAUGCAAUUGCAAUCUAGAGUCCUAGCCAGGGACCAAAGAUCAAUUCGAUGUAGAAUUGCUGUACUGAAAGUGAGUAAAUCUAGUGAAUAGAACUAUCAUUGCAGCCUAACUCUUUUGGGACUGGAUGCAAAUGCUUAUUAUAGGAAAUGGAAAUACUUUAGUGUCACAA
Messenger RNA from Cajanus cajan (pigeon pea), 2012 nucleotides. The record is from RefSeq and is a predicted model, not a curated record. Lineage: Eukaryota; Viridiplantae; Streptophyta; Magnoliopsida; Fabales; Fabaceae.